Molecule: messenger RNA, 1690 nt
Organism: Frankliniella occidentalis (western flower thrips)
Lineage: Eukaryota; Metazoa; Arthropoda; Insecta; Thysanoptera; Thripidae
Product: proton-coupled amino acid transporter-like protein CG1139
Exons: 11
Coding region: 1-1560 (519 amino acids)
Biological process (GO): amino acid transmembrane transport
Cellular component (GO): vacuolar membrane
Molecular function (GO): amino acid transmembrane transporter activity
Source: RefSeq, a predicted model, not a curated record
AUGCUCCAGGCCCUCUUCGGCUUCUUCCUCAUCAUGAUGGCCGCCACGUUCGGAUACGAGCCGAGUGUGUUGGAGAACAACAACGCUAUCGCUAAGCCCGGGAGUCAAGCGGGUCGGCUAAAGGUGGACGAGUCGUCGACGGGCGACUUGGACCUGCAGUCGCAUGACCGACAGCACGCCCAGCAUCCAGCCAGCAACGAGAGCGUCAGUGCUAACAAUCCGCAAGGCGAGGCCGUGAGGCGGACAAAGGACGUCGAGGCCGACGACUACGACCCUCACGACCACCAGGAUGUCGCCCACCCCACCUCGAACGUGGACACGCUGUUCCACCUGCUCAAGGGCUGCAUCGGCACGGGCAUCCUCGCCAUGCCGGAGGCCUUCAAGUACGCCGGCUACGUGGUGGGCUUCAUCGGCACGGCCAUCAUCGGCGUCAUCUGCACCCUGGCCGUGCACAUGCUGAUCGACUCCGAGUACGAGCUCUCCAAGAGGAGGCGGGUGCCCAGUCUGAGCUACCCCCAGGUGGGGCGCGCAGCCCUGGAAGACGGACCGCCCAAGCUGCGCUGGCUCGCCAGGUAUAUGAGCGGCUGUAUCAAUACAUUCGUUCUGGCCAACCAAAUGGGAGCCUGCAUCGCCUACAUCAUCUUUGUUGCCUCCAACAUGCAGGCGGUCGUGGACACGUGGACGGGAACCGCGCUGCCCCUACGAGUCUGGAUGGUGAUUGUCACCGUGCCCCUCAUCCUGCUCAGCUGGGUGCGCGACCUCAAGUACCUGGCGCCCUUCUCCACCAUAGCCAUCUCCGUCACGCUGGGCAGCUUCGGGGUCAUCCUGUACUACGUGUUCAGGUCCAUCCCCGUCCUGGACGACAAAGUGGCAGUCGGGGAACUCUCCAAGUUCCCGCUCUUCUUCGGCACGGCCAUGUUCUCCCUAGAAGCCAUGGGGGUGAUGAUCCCCCUCAAGAACGAGAUGAAGAACCCCAAGGCGUUCGGGGGCUGGAAUGGCGUCCUGAACCGCGCCAUGGUACCCAUCGUCGUGCUCUUCAUCUGCCUGGGGCUGUUCGGGUACCUGCAGUUCGGAAACGCCGUUGAGGCCUCCGUCACCCUCAGCCUCCCUCAAGAUGAAGUCCUAGCGCAGUGCGUCAAGCUCAUGAUGGCGCUCGCCAUCUUCGUCUCGCACGGACUCAUGAACUACGUCAACUUUGACACCAUCUGGACCAAGACUCUGCUGCCGCGGUGCGAGGCCAGAAAGUUGUCACCGAGGACGCAGCUCCUGUACGAGUACCUAGUCCGCACCGCCAUCGUGCUCGUCCACUUUACGCUGGGCGCCAUCUUCACCAACCUGGGUCUGGUCAUCUCGCUCGUCGGAGCAUUAUGCUUGUCCAUGAUCGGACUCACGUUCCCAGCCAUGAUCCACAUGGCCACGUUCUGGUACUCGUGCCCCAGUCGGCGCUCCUUCGUGUGGCUGGUCGUCAGAGACGGCGCCGUGGUGGUGCUGGGCUUCGUGGCGCUCGUCAUCGGUACCUACGUCAGCAUCAACGACAUUAUAAAGGACAUGAACAAAUGAGCGAAUAGCAUCAUCAGACCAAACUUCAAACCAUUAAGACUGAUGACGUGCAUUUUUAUAAGCAAACCUGUGAUGCCAUACAAUGCAUAAACUAUAAAUAAAAAUAUUUUUCUGUAUUUACGUAACAUAA